UCAUCUGGCAGAAUAGCGGGCACUGGGUCACCAAGCUCGACAGCGGGCACCGAGUCAUCUGGCACGACAGCGGGCACCGAGUCAUCUGGCAGGACAGAGGGCACCGAGUCAUCAGAUAGGACAGACAAGACAGCGGGCACCGGGGCGUCAGGCUGGACCGCGGGCUCCGGGCCAUCAGGCUGGAUCGGGUCAUCAGGCUGGAUCGGGUCAUCUGGCUGGAUCGGGUCAUCUGGCUGGAUCGGGUCAUCUGGCUGGAUCGGGUCAUCAGGCUGGAUCGGGUCAUCUGGUUGGAUCGGGUCAUCAGGCUGGAUCGGGUCAUCAGGCUGGAUCGGGUCAUCAGGCUGGAUCAGCUGGAUCGGGUCAUCAGGCCGGGUAGGAUCAUCAGGCCGGGUAGGAUCAUCAGGCCAGGUAGGAUCAUCAGGCUGGGUAGGAUCAUCAGGCUGGGUAGCG
Staurois parvus is the source of this 450-nucleotide messenger RNA. The record is from the annotation of a GenBank genome assembly. NCBI's taxonomy places the organism in Eukaryota, Metazoa, Chordata, Amphibia, Anura, Ranidae.